Molecule: messenger RNA, 1342 nt
Organism: Venturia canescens
Lineage: Eukaryota; Metazoa; Arthropoda; Insecta; Hymenoptera; Ichneumonidae
Product: rac GTPase-activating protein 1-like
Exons: 7
Coding region: 143-1252 (369 amino acids)
Biological process (GO): mitotic spindle midzone assembly; mitotic cytokinesis; Rho protein signal transduction
Cellular component (GO): centralspindlin complex; midbody; nucleus
Molecular function (GO): GTPase activator activity
Source: RefSeq, a predicted model, not a curated record
UUCUCGCGGACAUCAAUCGAUUGAUCCUCGUUUUAACUUUACAUUGGUUUAGAACGUCAAACACGAAAGUUGUGACUCUGUUAAGUUUCCCAACGAACAUUCGUUCAUUUUUCAUCUCUUUCCGUUACGAUUUAAACUAAACAUGCGAAAAUAUUUUUGGAAUCGUCGGCCGAUCGUCCGCGAACACGAUGAUCAGGAUUCGUCGGCUUCUUCAAACCUCUCUGCUGAUAGUACGAAAGGAAUUGUACAUGAUAUAAUAAAAAGAAAUACCGAGAAGCAGACGAAUCGGUUUGACCCCGCUCAUUAUUCCAAACCUCUCCCAAACAUCCGAAAACACGAAUUCGUACGACAAAGGCUUUCUGCACCGGAAAAUUGUUCCGGGUGUUACAAAGAAAUAAACUCCGGUGAAGUUGCGCUGUAUUGCAGCGAUUGUAAUCAGAAGAUUCAUAUCGACUGCAAAAAUGCUCUUCCUCUUCCGUGCGUACCGACAUCAAAUAUACGGAAUCUCUCUGGCCAACAGAAAAAAUUCGAGGAUUAUGCACCGAUUGUACCGCCGAUGAUACCAGCUCUGAUCAUCCACUGUAUAAGAGAAAUCGAACUGCGCGGUAUGCAAGAGAAAUAUUUGCACCAAAGAACUGGCAUAUCAGGGAGAUUUACAUUGCUGGCUAAGGAAUUUCUCAAAGACAGGAAAAUAUCAGAUUUGCGGGGAGACGAUAUACCCACGAUUAGCUCAACGUUGAAAGAGUUCUUGAGAUCGUUCAGAGAGCCACUUAUUACCUUUGAACUUCGAGAAUUUUUUAUUUAUGCAGCCAUGUUGGACGAAAACACCGAAGUCUCUGCUCUUGUUGGACCCGUUGUGAAACUUCCGCAGCCGAAUCGCGACACCCUCGCUUUACUUAUUCAACAUUUGCAGCGAGUUUCUAAUACGCCAGAAUGCAGAAUGACCGUGAGAGAUCUCGCGAAGGUUUUUGGACCCGUGCUGGUUGGUUAUGGCUCCGAAGGAUUUAAUUCAGCUUCGAUGUUCAAUGAAACGCCGAAACAAAUUGCCGUUUUCGAAGGUUUGAUGAAAAUUCCGUCGAACUAUUGGGCUGAGUUUGUUGAUUUAAAAAGCUUGAUGGGCCAGUCGCAAUCACCUGGAGUGACUCUCAGGCGCUCGGAGUCUGGCAAUUUUAAUCCGCGACGAUCAUCCAAUUGCAACAGUGGCUAUUCAUCAGCGUUUACCUUAUCCACUGAUUUGGAUGAUAUAUUUUAAAAAUGAAAAUGUUCACGCACUAUGUGUACAUACAGUCCACCAGAACUGUUAUCUUCAAAAAAUUUGAAAAUACAUUUUUUUCUCUGUGAA